This is a messenger RNA of Arachis ipaensis, 771 nucleotides long. NCBI's taxonomy places the organism in Eukaryota, Viridiplantae, Streptophyta, Magnoliopsida, Fabales, Fabaceae. The record is from RefSeq and is a predicted model, not a curated record.
AUGGAGGUGGACACACUGGAUGCUAUCUUGGCUCAAAACAAGAUUAUGUCCCAGCAAAUUAGCAUGGUCUCUCAGCAUUUAACAGGGAUGCAAGUCUCAGCUGUCAACACUCAAGAGGCAUCCUAUGACAUGACUGGGAGCUACAACCAAGGAGAUGCUUAUGGCUAUGCUCAACCCACCACUGAGCAAUUAAGUAAGAGGAUAACUGAGAGGCCUCCUAACACUUUUUCCAGUAACACGGAGGUGAAUCCAAGAGAAGAGUGUAAGGCCCUUGCCAUGGCCAAGGAGGCUGAGCCUAAAGAGGUGCAUGCUGCUAAGAAAUUGAAGGAAGAAAAGGCUCAAGAAGAGGCUGGAAGCACAAUGUUACACGCCCCAUUGGUGGCACAAGAGCCUGAAGUACAACCCCCUCAGAAACCUCAAGAGGAGACCAAGGAUGAGCAGUUGACUCAAUUCUUGGAAAUAUUUAAAAAGCUAUACAUCAAUAUUCCUCUUGCUGAGGUAUUGGAGAAGAUGCCUCUUUAUAUGGCCUUCAUGAAAGGCAUACUCUCUAAGAAAAAGGCCUUAAAGGGAGAUGAAACUCUGGUCUUAACCAAGGUGUGCAGUGCAUUGAUUCAGAGGAAGCUACCUAAGAAGAUGCCAAACCCCGAAAGCUUCCUGAUUUCCUGUACCAUUGGGAAUAUUACUUUGGAGAAAGCACUGUGUGACCUUGGUUCAAGCAUAAAUCUGAUGCCUCUGUCUGUAAUGAAGAAGCUGGGAAUCCAAGAAGCAUAG